This is a messenger RNA of Plasmodium gallinaceum, 3600 nucleotides long. RefSeq names its product conserved Plasmodium protein, unknown function. Lineage: Eukaryota; Apicomplexa; Aconoidasida; Haemosporida; Plasmodiidae. The record is from RefSeq and is a predicted model, not a curated record. The transcript has a single exon. The coding region runs from base 1 to 3600 and encodes 1199 amino acids.
AUGAGAACGCAAAGUGAAAUAAUAAAACCGUUAACUCCUCUUAGAAGAAUUCCUAAGAAUAGAGGAACUGUUGUAAAAAACUUAAGUGACAUUAAUCCACUGUCAGAAAAAGAAAUAAAAAAUGUCAUAGAAGUAUACUCAGAAGCUAAUAAAGCUUAUUUUAAAAAUCAUAUUAAAAAUGAAAAAAACAAAAACAAGAAAAAAAAAAAAAAAAUAAUCUCAAAAAAAACUGAAAGUGAAGAAUUUAAUCCAUUGAGUCUUAACCCACUAGAAUACAGAAAUAAAAAAUUUGAAGAAAAUGGAACUCUUUUACAUUUACCAGGAUCGAAUAUUAACCCAAAAUAUAUUCCACAUAAUCCCAAUACAGAAUAUGGAGUAUCAUCACUGUCAUAUGCAACACUCCAUAAAUCUAACCCAUUAUUGUGGGGAUUUGACUAUAAAAGACACUAUGAACUCCCAACUAUAUGCUCAAUUGUCAAGUCUAAACAUCCUAUUUAUUCAAAGCCUAAUGAUAGAAAAAAAAAACAAAAAUAUUCUAAUCUAUCUAAAAGCAAAGCUAAAAAAAAAAAAAAUAAAGCAUCAGAAAAAUAUGAUGAAAACCUAGUAAUUAAGAAGGUUCCCACUUUUGGUAACUAUAAGGAAUAUGAAAUUUCAGAUCAUUUGGAAGGAACAGAUAAAAAAAAUAAAAAAUUAAAUGAAUUUAUUAAAAAUACUGAAAGUACUAUUAAUGGCAAUUUAGAUGAAUUCAAAGGACAUUUGAACAAUUCUAUUCAUUGUUCUGAAUCGAAUGAAAAUUUAAAUAAUACUAUAAAUAAUGAUAAAUUAGCAAAUAGAACAAAACAUAUUAUAGAAAAGAAUAAUGAUAAUUAUAAUAUUUCUCUGAAAAAACAAGACAAUGAAAUAGGAAACAAAAAUGAAAUUAUUAAAAAUGAUGAGAAAAAAGAAGACAUAAUAAAUCAAAUCAAUGAAUUAAAUAUUGUUUAUCCUAAAAAUGAAAAUAGUAUAAAUAUUUAUUCUAAUAUUUCACCAAAUAGAACUUUAUCUAACUCAACAUUAAUGGAAUUCAAAUUUCUAAAUAUCGAAUUAGAUAAUUCAAGAAACCAGCAUGUGAGUUACGAUAAUAACAUGCUAAAUUGUUCAAAUGAUUUACUCAAUAAUAAAUCGCCUUUUAAUUACUUAAAUGACACACUUUCACAAAAAGAAAAUAACCAAGAUGCUUAUUAUUGGAAUCAUGAAAAAUGUAAAAACAGUAUAUCAAAUUAUUCAACUACAGAAAAAUCUAAGUUAAAACCGAGAGAAAAAGUAAAUGCAAAUUUAUCAAAACAAAAAGAAAAUUAUAGUGAGUAUUCAGAGGAAGAGUCAGAAGAAAAUUCAAAGAAACGUUUAUCAACUAAAUAUAAAAAGCAUUCCAGAGCUAAAGAAAACACACAAAAAAAUGAUAUUUAUGAAUCAUACAGAAAAAAUAAUGAUAAAAAGUCUAAACAAAAAACUCAUAGAUUUAAAAAAAAUAAUUUUUUAAAAAAUGAUAUAGACAAUGGAUUUAACUUAUCAAAUGAAAUGUACUGUAACAAAAAUAAGAAAAAAUAUAAUAAAAAUUAUUCCAGGAAGAGUUCUGAUUCAACAAAAGAUCAAUUAUUAAGUGAUUAUAAAGGAAAUCAUACAUUACGUAAUAAUAAAAGUCAUAAAAUUAACUCUCAAAAUAAUAUGAGUUUGGGUUUUUAUAAUACUGUAUAUCCUAAGUUUAAAGAACCACAAUAUGUUAAUGUUAAAACACCUAAUAAUAUGAUAGCGAACAAACCAAUGAUUCAACAAUCUUCAGAAAUACAACAAAAUCAAAUAUAUAAUACAGAAAAUUCAGAUAAUAAACAAUCAUAUAUACAAAAUGAAGUAACACAUAUACAAGGAACCCUUCCUAUAAACAUAAUAAAAACUGGGGAAGAAACGCAUAUACCUAGUAUACAAGUAUAUUCACCUGUUGUUCAAACAAAUGUACACGAAGAACAAUCUAUUACACAUAAUAUGCAUACACAAAUACCACAACAACAAGAAAUUAAUAAAUUACAAAAUCAAUUACCUCUAAUACAAUCCGAGUUAACUCAUAUUCAAGAACAUAUGCCACAACAAGAAAUUCAUAAAUUACAAAAUCAAUUACCUUCAAUACAAUCCGAAUUGACGUAUAUUCAAGAAAACAUACCACAAUGCGAAUCAAUGACAUAUCAACCAAAUUCUCUCCUAAGUAACAUUCGAACAAACGUAACUCAAACACAUGUUAUGCCUCAAGUAAAAACACAAGUACCUUAUAUACAAUCACAAAUAUCACAAAUACAAAACCAAGUACUUCAAAUGCCAACCGAAAUAUCUCAUAUGCAAAAUCAAAUGCCUCAAAAACAAUGCUCAAUGCAUCAAAUACAAACACAAGUUCCCCAAAUGCAAAAUACAAUUCAUCAAGUUCAAACUCAAGUUCCUCAAUCACAAAACCAAAUACUUCAAUUUCAAAAUGAAAUCCCCCAAUCUGAAAUCAUAAAUCCUCAAAUGCAAACUCAAAAUCUUCAUAUACAGAAUCGUUUACCUCAAUUGCAAUCACAAGUACCAUUAAUGCAAAAAUCGAUAUUUUUAGAGCAAAUGCAGUUAUCUCAAGUACAUACAAAUGAAAAAAUAAAAUCGCCUUACAAUAUGUGCAACUUAAUAGAAUUACCAAAACAAUGUGUAGAACAUACAAAUUAUAAUAAUAAUUAUGGUUUAUGUAAUGUUCAAAAACAAGGUGAAUGUAAUUUAGAUAACUGUUUUAUUAAAUCAUUAAAUCCCAAUAAUACUCCAUAUAAUAGAGUAAUGAGAAGUGUAAAUGACUUAGAAAACAAACAAUAUAUACAAAAUGACUCUGUUAAUUCAUUAACUAAAUUCAACAAAAAUCUAUAUGGUGCGAACAUGAACAAUGCAAAAGAAAAAUGCGUAGAGCAAGUUAAAACUGUUGACUCAACAAUCAAUUUUUUUAAAUCGGAAAACGAAAUUCCUUGGCUUAAAUCUUACAUAGAUAUGCAACAUACACCUAUAAAAGAUAAAGUUUCAAAUAUGAGCUAUAUAAAUGUAGAUUUCAACAAUGGUAAACAAAAUGUGAAUUAUAAUGUACAUAAUCCUGCAGAAAUUUUAGCAAAUCACUCAAAUUGUCAAUUAUUUAAUGACAAUAUUUAUAAUCCUAACAAUUCCCUACUAGAGAUAAACAAAAAUAAUAACAAUCAUAUAGAUAUAUCCAAGAUAAUUAAGAUAUCAAAUGAAAACUUAAUGAAUUUACAAAAUAAACAAUUAUUGAAUAUUUUACACGAAGAAAGUAAUGGAAAAUCAAUUGCCAGUCAAAAUGUGGUAUAUCAAGGAAUUAAUAACUUUAAUAUAAAAGAGACAAAUAAUAUAAAUGGAAACUCUAAAAAUUCCUUAGAUAACACAAACAAACAUAUUUCUUGCAUGAACUAUGCAAAUUCAAGGAACUUUUCACAGGAAUUUGUAAACAAAACAAAUAACAUAAUUAUACCAUCUAUACCUAAUGAAAUAAUCAACAAAAAUCAAUUCGUACAAAAUAACAUAAAAAAAACUGAAUAUUUAAACUAG